GGGUUGAAACCAGCACCGAAGCCACACGAGAGCAAGCAGAUGAAGAGAUAGCACAGCUCUUCCGUCCCUACAUCGGCUUUUUUGCUCGUAAAGGGUUGCAGCUGAAUGAGGUGAUUUUGGAAGAUGUGGAUGUCUCGAAGGCCAUCAUCGAGUACAUCUCCGCCAACCACAUCCAGAAUAUUGUUGUUGGUGCCUCAAACAGGAAUGCCCUCAUGAGGAGAUUCAGGAACCCUGAUGUCCCAUCAAACUUGACUAAAGCUGUGCCAGAGUUUUGUGCGGUGCACGUCAUAUGCAAAGGGAAGCCAAUAACAGUCCGGGCAGCAAAAGGUUCCUCGCCUGCUAAUGCUGCCCCUCCAAGACAACCACCAGCAAGGCAUCGGUUGUCUCACCAAGCAACAGAUGCAGAAGACAGUGUGAGAAACCCAUUCGGAAGGGCAAGUCUCAGAGGUCUGGGUACGCACCCUGCUUCAUUGGAGAGAACAUCCUUUGAGGGACAAUAUGAUUACAUGAAAACAACCUCCAGGGAUAGGCCUCUCGCUGGAGCUAGGUCGGCAAGCAAUGCAUCAUUUGACAGCCUCGACUCCUCUGUCCGUGCGCCAAGGUUUUUCCAUGGUGAUACUGAUUUACAAGACAACAUGGGCCUCCAAUCCAUGGAAUUCAGCGACUCACUCGAGUUUUCAUCAUCAGCAUCUUUUGCCAACCAUCCUGCCAUUGCUGGACAAGAUGUUGAGGCUGAAAUGAAAAGACUCAGACUCGAGCUAAAACGGACCAUGGAGAUGUAUAAUACAGCAUGCAAAGAAGCAAUCAUGGCGAAACAGAAGGCUCGAGAGCUGCAACAAUGGAAGAUGGACGAAACUCGUAUGUUCGAGGAAUUAAAGCAUGCAGAAGAGACAGCCCUCGCAAUUGCUGAAAUGGAGAAAGCCAAGUGCCAAGCCGCCAUUGAAGCUGCUGAAGCAGCACAAAAGAUUGCAGAACAUGAGGCGCAAAAGAGACUGAAUGCAGAGUUGAAGGCAAAGCGUGAAGCAGAAGAGAAGAAGAAAGCACUGGAAGCUUUAGUUCAAAAUGAUGUUCGCUAUAGGAAGUAUACCAUUGAAGACAUAGAAGUGGCUACCAAUGAAUUCUCAGCAGCCUUGAAGAUUGGGGAAGGUGGAUAUGGGCCCGUGUACAAAGCUUCAUUGGAUCACACACCUGUUGCGAUUAAAGUUUUAAGACCUGAUGCAGCACAUGGGAGGAGGCAAUUCCUGCAAGAGGUUGAGGUGCUGAGCUGUAUUCGGCAUCCCAACAUGGUCUUGCUACUUGGUGCAUGUCCCGAGUAUGGCAUUUUGGUAUAUGAAUACAUGGACUAUGGGAGUUUAGAAGACAGACUCUUCCGUCGAGGCAACACUCCCCCAAUCCCAUGGACGGUGCGUUUUAAAAUCGCCGCAGAGAUAGCUACUGGACUAUUGUUCCUCCACCAGGCUAAGCCAGAACCUCUGGUUCACCGAGACCUGAAGCCAGCAAACAUCCUCCUAAAUCGCAAUUACGUAAGCAAGAUCAGUGAUGUGGGCCUAGCAAGACUAGUCCCACCAUCUGUAGCAAAUAAUGUUACACAGUACAGAAUGACGUCCACUGCUGGAACAUUUUGUUACAUCGACCCGGAGUACCAACAGACAGGCAUGCUUGGUGUCAAAUCUGACAUAUACUCUUUGGGAAUAAUGCUGCUCCAGAUCAUCACAGCAAAGCCUCCGAUGGGCCUCACGCACCAUGUGGAGAGAGCAAUCGAAAAAGGAGCCUUCGAACAAAUGCUCGAUCCAGCCGUGACUGAUUGGCCUGUUGAGGAGGCUCUUUCAUUUGCUAAACUCGCUUUGAAGUGUGCAGAACUGAGAAGGAAAGAUCGACCUGAUCUCGGGACAGUCAUCUUGCCCGAGCUCGACCGGUUCAGAAAGUUUGGACAUGCAUACAAAGAAAAUGCUGGUGGCAAUAUUUUUGGCCCUUCACCACACAGUUCUAACAUUUCACAACCGAGAAUCAGAUCUCACACCACUCAGGAUCAGGUAUCCAGCAAUUCCAUUUCUAGUGCUCCAUGGUUGUCUUCAGCUGAUAUCUGAGAGCUAUCGUGGCAUCAAUUGAAAGAAAAACAAGAUUUUCAUAGGCCGUCCCAGGGGAAUCAGAGAAGGUUGGCAAACAUAAGGUCUGGAUCUUGGGCUAUUCAAAUGUUGUAAUGAGACUGCAACCAACGAUGUUCCACAUAUUGACAUUUUGCCUCCUCAAAAUACAGGAAAUUAAAAUCUCCUACAACUUCUGUUGGCA
Messenger RNA from Elaeis guineensis (African oil palm), 2289 nucleotides. NCBI's taxonomy places the organism in Eukaryota, Viridiplantae, Streptophyta, Magnoliopsida, Arecales, Arecaceae. The record is from RefSeq and is a predicted model, not a curated record.